Molecule: messenger RNA, 5688 nt
Organism: Pogoniulus pusillus (Red-fronted tinkerbird)
Lineage: Eukaryota; Metazoa; Chordata; Aves; Piciformes; Lybiidae
Gene: GRID2IP
Product: Grid2 interacting protein
Exons: 23
Coding region: 45-3758 (1237 amino acids)
Molecular function (GO): protein binding
Source: RefSeq, a predicted model, not a curated record
CCCAGUCUGCCGCUGGCUGGAGCUUGGGCACGACAGUUGCAGCCAUGCCAGCAACCAACCAGGACUGGCCUGAUGCUUUUGGUUUCAAGAUCAGUGGGACAGGUCCAUGCUACAUCACCUGGGUGCAGGAGGGCAGCAGCGCAGCAGCCGCGGGUCUGCGGCCAGGUGACGAAGUGCUGGAGAUCGAGGGUCAACCUGUGUCCUCCUUGGGCUACGAGGCACUGCUGGGGCUGGCCAGGAGCUGCAGCAAUGUGCCCCCCAGCAUUGGGGUGGUGUCUCGCCUCCAGCUCGCUGACCUGCCCCCUGCCCCGCGAGGAGGCUUCGGCUUCGAGCUGGCGAGCGGCAGCCCCCCGAGAGUGGCCAGCGUCAGGCCUCAGUCACCUGCUGCCGCCUGUGGGAUGGAGCCAGGGGAUUUCAUCCUGGAAGUCAAUGGCAUGCCAGUGAUGGUGCCAGAGGUGGUGUCUGCCCUGGUGGGGUCCUGCCACGAGCAGUCUCUGCGGCUGGGGCUGCUGCGGCCGCAGCAUGGGGCCGACACGUGGGACCCUGUGGCCAGAGCCGAUGCUGUGCGGCAGGAGAGGAGACAGAAAGCACAGGAAUUCAGCCAAAAGGUGGAUGACAUCCUUGGUGACCAGCCAGAGGUCAAGGAGAAGGUGUUCACCAUCCUGAAGCAGUAUGCAGCGGAGCGGAAGGUGGAGUACUUGGCCUAUGCCCUCUGCAUGGUCCUGACCCAGGAGUGCCACCAGCAUCUGAUUGACAACAUCAGGAUUUUCAUCCCCAAGAAGCACCGGCAGCGCUUCGACGAGGUGGUGUCGCAGAGCCUGAUCAGCAAGCUCUGCCGCUCCAAGAGCGAGCACCACAGCAACCGCCUGCGGCGCAGCCGGAGCGAGGACCACCAGGAGAGGCUGCUGGUCUCCACCCGCGCCAGCUCCGUGCCCCGCAGCCACGAGGAGGUCAGCAAGAGCCUGAGGAAAACCACCUCGCUCAUCGCCAGCAAUGUGGCCACGGGGGCUGCCCGCAGAACUGUGCGAGUUUACAAAGGCAGCAGGAGCUUUGGCUUCACCCUGCGUGGCCAUGCCCCAGUGUGGAUCGAGUCUGUUCUGCCAGGGAGCCCAGCUGAGAAGGCUGCUCUCAAACCUGGAGACAGGAUUCUCUUCCUCAAUGGUCUGGACAUGAGGAACUGCUCCCAUGACAAGGUGGUGUCGAUGCUGCAGGGCAGUGGGGCCAUGCCCACCUUGGUGGUGGAAGAGGGGAUCGUCAACUUCUCCAAUGACUCUGACUCUGCUGACUCCCCGAGCAGCUCCUCCGCCCUCACCUCCCUGCAGUGGGUGGCAGAGAUACUCCCCUCUAGCAUCAAGAUCCAAGGAAGGACCUUCACCCAGCAGCUGGAGCACCUGCUGACCCCCCCAGAGCGUUACACCAUCUGCAAAGCACUGGAAGGCUUCUUCCAACAUCGGAACAUUGACACUCUGAUCGUGGACGUGUACCCAGUGCUGGACACACCAGCCAAGCAAGUCAUUUGGCAGUUUAUCUACCAGCUGCUGACCUAUGAAGAGCAGGAGCACUGCCAGCAAAAGAUUGCCAGGUUUCUUGGUUACAAGUCUUUGGCAGCUGAGCCAGAAGCAGAGGAUCGCUACCGCAGCUCCGUUCGAGGGACCUCCCUGUGCCGGGGCAGCCUCCGAACCCCCCACCCCGAGGAAGGGGGAGCAGCAGGCCAGAGUGACACCGUGGAGGUCCCUGUUCGCUUGAUCCCUGGAGAGAGACAGGCUGGUGAUGGCACAUCCCUCCCAGAGACACCUAACCCCAAAAUGAUGUCAGCUGUCUAUGCUGAGCUGGAGAACCGCCUGAUUGGCAGCUUUGCUGGCAAGAUGGGCAAUGCUGUCCUGACCAGAGCAUCACCUCCUGCCCAAGAGCUGGCACAUGCUGCAGGUGCUCGCAAGGCAGGGAUGGGUCUGCCAUGGCCGAGCGAGGCGCUGGGCUCCCAGCAGUGCUACUACCGACUGCACAGCAGCGUGGCCUCCCCAUGCAGCACCGAGUCCAACCCCUACGUCAGCCUGGACAGCAGCCCGGCCCCGUCCCCCAAGCACCGCAACUACUCCCUCAGCCCUCUGAGCAGGAGGAAGAAGCUCUUCACCUUCUCCAGGCCACCCCGCAGCCGCGACACCGACCGCUUUCUGGAUGCCCUCAGCGAGCAGCUGGGACACCGAGUCACCAUCGUGGAUGAUUUCCUCACCCCUGAGAACGACUACGAGGAGAUGAGUUUCCACGAUGACCAGGGCAGCUAUGUCACCAACGACGUCAGCAGCAGCGAGUACAUCAGCAGCAGCGACGAGGGCAGCUCCCUCACCUACUCCACGCUCUCAGACCACAUCCCCCCUCCGCCACUCAGCCCCCCACCUCCGCCACCCCCCCUGCAGUUCCACGACCCCCAGACUGUCCCCAGCAAGGUGGAAGCCACCAAGGCCAGCACAUCACCUGCCCCUAAAUCCCUUGUGGGCCACCUGCACCCCAUCCCACCCCCCCCACCUCCACCCCCCCCACCCCCAGUACCCUGUGCCCCACCGCUGCACCGGGGGCUGCUGCACCGCCGCAGCGAGUCCAACCACAUGAGCGUCAAGAGGCUGCGGUGGGAGCAGGUGGAGAACUCAGAAGGGACCAUCUGGGGACAGCUUGGGGAAGACUCAGAUUAUGACAAGCUGAGCGAUAUGGUCAAAUACCUUGACCUGGAGCUGCACUUUGGGACACAGAAGCCUACAAAGCCAACUGUCAUGCCUGAAAACUUUAAAAAGAAAGAUGUGGUUGAGAUUUUGUCCCACAAAAAGGCCUACAACACAUCCAUCCUGAUAGCCCACCUGAAGCUGUCGCACAUGGAGCUGCGCCAGAUCCUGAUGACAAUGGAGACAGAUCGCCUGGAGCCUUCCCACAUCAAGCAGCUCCUGCUCUACGCCCCGGACGGGGAGGAGGUGCAGCGCUUCCAGAGCUACAAGGAGAACCCCAGCAAGCUGAGUGAGCCCGACCAGUUUGUGCUGCAGAUGUUGUCAGUCCCAGAGUACAAGAUCCGCCUGCGCAGCCUUCACUUUAAGACCACCCUGCAGGAGAAGACAGAGGAGAUCAAGGCCAGCUACGAGUGCAUCUGCAAGGCUUCUCUGGAGCUGAAAAGCAGCAAGAAGCUGGCUAAGAUCCUGGAGUUUGUGCUGGCAAUGGGAAACUACCUGAACAAUGGGCAGCCUAAGACCAGCAAAACAACUGGCUUCAAAAUCAACUUCCUCACCGAGCUGAACACAACCAAGACAGUUGAUGGGAAAUCCACCUUCCUGCACAUCCUUGCCAAAUCACUUAGCCAACAUUUCCCAGAGCUCCUGGGCUUUGCCAAGGAUCUUCCCACAGUGCCGCUUGCUGCCAAAGUGAACCAGAGGAUGCUGACUGCUGACCUGAAGGACCUGCACACCACUGUCAGUGACAUACAGAUGGCCUGUCACAGCAUGCCAGCCACUGCAGAGGACAGAUUUGCAAUCGUCAUGACUUCCUUCCUGGAGAGUGCCCAGCCUGCCAUGCGAUCCCUGGAUGACCUACAGCACAAGGCCAUGGAAGAGUUCAGCAAGGUGUUGUCCUUCUUCGGGGAAGACUCCAAGAUGACAACUUCUGAAGCUUUCUUUGGCAUCUUUGCAGAAUUCAUGAGCAAGUUUGAGCGGGCACUCAGCGAUGUGCAGGUCGGCGAGAGCCAGCGCAGCCCCAGGAUGACCUCCCCUCUUGCCUGGUGAUGGGCCUGGAGCAGCAUGAGGUGCAACAGGUUACUGACAACAAAGUGCAAUUUGCUCCUGUUGAGUUUGGUUGUAAAUAUGUUGCUGUCACCUGCCACCACCAACUGAACCAUGGACCAAGAGUUUGGGGCAGUUUGGACACCGAAAAGGCACCAGAGGUGACGGUGGAUGGAUGUAAGGGUGAGGCACAGGGACAUACCAUGCUGGUCUCAGCCAGAGCUUUUGUAGCAUCCUCCAUCUCCAGUGUGCCACUGAGUCCAAGAUUUCAGACACCUCUGGGUACAACUCCACUCUCUCAUGUUUCCAGAACACACACAACUCACACCAGCAGUUGCUGGAGACCUUCCCCUUGUCCCCACAGCGUCGUGGCUGAGCUUUGAUCCUGGCCAGAGACUUCCUGUGGAGCCAGAGCAGGUUGGGUGGGGAAGGGGGACAAGGGCUACCACGAGCACCUGCCCACCUGGGACCCUGAGGAGCAAUGCUGCUGAGGUCCUCCCAAAUCCUUCUCCAAGCCCUUCUGUCCUUGAGUAGCACAGUGGGCCUGAGCUCCACGUCAACACACCUGGAGAUCACCAGAGGUGGCCCAGAAGCUUUAAUCCCCCACCAUUGCUGGCCAGUGACAAUGGAAAGCAGUAUGACCUUGCAGAAUCCUUCUGGCACAUCCACAUGGUCCCAAGUAUGGAUCCAGGCUGGUUCUUCUCAGCUGUGCUGGAGAGGAAGGAAAGCUCUGAGUCCUCAUCAGCCACCAGCUUUGCUUCAAGGUGUGGUAACUUCCCAAGAGCUUGACACCAUCAGCACAUGACUCAUUUGAACUCACACGGAGACAAAUCCCUGAGCAUUUUGUUGCCUCCUUGGAAAGUGCAGCUCCUUGGUAGCCUGAAAAGAAGCGGAGUCCUCUGCAGUCCUGAGAACCACCUCCAAAGAGGAGGACAGAGCCCAGUGAGAAAUCCCUCCCCUGCCCUACUUGACUCACUCUAGGAGCUGGAGUCCUGAGAGUCCCUCUACUGUCUGACCAGCUGGUCAGGCUGAGCAUACCUAGGGAGCUCUCCAAGCCUGCCGCUCCAUCUUCCAGCACCAUCUGAUCUUGACUGAGAUGAGUUCAUUCCCUCUGAGCUGUCCCCCAGCAAAAAAGGGCUAUAGCAGCAUCUCCUGGGCAGUGCGUGUACCUGUGGAGGACACCAAGCCCCGAGUGCUUUCAGGCAGCAAACCUUCUGCUGAGGCAUUAUUCCAUGCACAACGCAGCCGUUGCCUUCCAGACCCACCACCCUGCCCCGCAGAAGUGCUCCAGCAAGCCUAGAGUAGGUCACCUUCUCGACCACCUUUCCCCUGUCCAUUGCCAGAGCAAGAGCUCUCACUGCAGCUCUGCUCAAGUGUGGACUCACCAAGUGGUGCAUUAUUCAUGGGAGACCUUAGGGCCAUCAAACUUUGGGGGUUUCAGUGGUUUUUUAAGCCCUGCUGUAGAAAGUGAAGCCGAUUUUCACCGCUGCUCUCCAUGGACACGGCUUGAAUUGCCAGGUAGGUGCCAGCUCUGUGUUCCCAGAGGUGCAGCCCUGUCCCAGUGGUGAGGACAGGGUGGUGCUCCCUCAGCUCCUCUUCCCAUUUUGGAUCUUGCAGACAUCACUGUCAGUCGAUCACUUCUCUUUUCUGAAAAAAAAACCAUCUUCAGUACCUAAGCCACCGGAGAUCCGUUUGAAAACUCUCACGACAGAGGUGAAACUGCUGUACAUAGAUUUUGCUACCUGUUGUAACUCUCCAGACUAGCUCCAACUCCAAUCCCUUUGGUAUUUGUACGUGGAUACUUUCAGAGGAGCAGAAUUUCUGACCCACGGUGAUGCCAUCUGACAGUGGGACUGUGGAGAUUCACCAUUCAGGCUCUACCCGGUGCCUAUGUGCUAGUCCUAAAAUAAAGCUACUGCCUUCUGCCUCCUGC